Notothenia coriiceps (black rockcod) is the source of this 2076-nucleotide messenger RNA. RefSeq names its product ankyrin repeat and MYND domain-containing protein 2-like. NCBI's taxonomy places the organism in Eukaryota, Metazoa, Chordata, Actinopteri, Perciformes, Nototheniidae. The record is from RefSeq and is a predicted model, not a curated record. Bases 1 to 561 code for a protein of 186 amino acids. The transcript is spliced from 4 exons.
AUGCUGCUCGGCCCCAGCUUGUUGAAGGGGAGAGACAGCGAUGGCUUCCCUCAGUACCAGGAGAAGUUCAUUCGGGACUGUAUCAGGAAGUUUCCUUAUUGUGAGGCCACACUGCUUCAGGAGCUGGUGAGGAGCAUAGCACCGAUAGAGAUUGGAAACGACCCCACAGCGUUCUCGGUGUUGAACCAGGCCAUCACUGGUCAGAUGGCGUUUGUAGAUGCUAACUACUGUGCUACGUGUGGGGAGAAGGGAGCAGACAAGAGAUGCUCCCUUUGUAAAGCAGUGACUUACUGUAGCUUAUCGUGCCAAAAGCUCCACUGGUUCGCCCAUAAAAAUAUGUGCAGGUGUCUACAGGAGCAGGAUGCUGACCUGGAGAAGGAUUCUCCAAAGCUCAAAGAACUGAAAGAUGAUGAGAGCGACCUGGUGAUGGAGACAGCCAACUUCCUGCAGGAGCUGUGUCUGCGGGCGGAGGAGCAGGUGGCUGCUGCUGGAGGCUGCCCUGCAGAGCUCCGUGCCUUCCCCCCCCCCUCUGCUGAGGGACCUUCCUUCACCCAAGACUGAGGCAACAGCCCAACAGGGGCCCUGAAGGAGGCCUGCGAAUUUUCACAAAAGUUAUAAAUGGAGAGGCAUGGCUGAACAUAAACCAUCUUAGCAAUAACAUGCUCCAUUGGCAGCUGCAAUAAGUAGAGGUAUUUUCAAAAUGUAUAAUAAGAAAUAUAAUAAAUUCAUGCUAAAUCUGAUCAGGGAAUAUGAGAAGCAUAAAGUAUAAUGUAAUGUUGCUAUUUCAAGCAUUUUCUGGGUGGAACAGUUCAGUACUGUCAGGAGUCCAUUUGGAUUCAUAUUAACCUGACCUCAACAAUUUUAUCAAAAAAUCUUUAAAAUGGUGACUUCUUUCUCCUGUUUUUCGUUCUGUAAUGUUAUGAUAUUAUCAUUUUCUUAGCAAGAAGCCUCAGAACAGAUUAAUGGGCAUGUAGACCAAAAGGUCCGUCAUAUCAAUAAAGACAUCAGAAGAAUAAUGUCCUCCAUUUUUAUCCCAAUGAAGGUGUUGGACAGCUGGCUUUUUCGGUUUUAUGAUAAGGUAGAGUUGUUCAAAUAAAAACUAGAACCUGGUCCUCCUGUUCCCUCCAACCUUUAACAGCAGGGGGAACCGCUCAGUUUGUGUUGGGCCGAGGAGCUUUGAUCCACAUUUCUCUCUCUCUCUCCACUUCCUGUAUCUCUUUACUGUCACUACCUAAUAAUGGCCUAACAUGGCAAUACAUAAGGAACUCUUCAGAACCUAACAUUAUUUGACCAUUAGCUUGCCUUGGUGGUAGAGCAUUCUCUAUACUGGUAAGAAUGAAUGAUGACAGGCUGUUGGUUACCAUGUGAUUGAGUGAGCCCAGGGCAUUAGAGACCAUUGAGAUACUAAUUUGCAUCUUUUGUAAUGUAACUGUGAGGGAAUACAGUUACUUUUUUUAAAUCCUGAUUGCUUAAUCCCAAUCUAAGUAGCCUGUUACUCCCCAAUCCUGUCUGUUGGAUAUGUAAUUAGAAAACAGAAAAAUAUGAAAUAUCGCUGAUAUAAAACCGCUAUGGUCCAUGUCUCUUAGACAGUUUGUUUAUUGGAUUUAAAAUAGCUUUUCUAAAUAACUGGUAACUGUACAUCCGGAUUGUAUUGGUCAGUAACAGUGGUGAAAUGCUGCCCUCUAUUUGAAGCAGGUGGCUUGGUAGUACACAUUGCAGCUUUAAAGGAGAAAACAGAGUGAACAAUCAGAGUGCUAGGUUGUUUUGGAGUAACUCUGAUUGUAAAUGGUCUACAAAGGCUAAAAUCCCUGUGUAUCCUCCAGAGGGAGUUUCUGUCCCAUUCACGCUAUAAAUGUCAUGAUUAAUAUGUGAGUCCUUCUACAUAUAUUAGUAGCAUGUUAGUUACAUUUAGCAUAGGCUAUUUCGGGCACAUUUGGUGAUUUUUGUAUUAUGUAACAUUUUAUCAAACGUAUCACUUUACAUCUACUAUUUCCAGAUAAAUAAUUCAAUGCAUAUUUCUGUUUAUUCCAGCUUUAAUCCUUUGCUGUAUCAUCACAAUCGACAAGUCUACAGUAA